CUCCAUUUUUUCAAUCUAUUUCAUGCUAUCCCCGUUUGAGAGGUGUCUCGAAAGGCUGAAAGCCAAGUACCUUUAUACGCCGGGCCCAUUAUCGCAAGCUAGGGUUUUUAUCCACCCUUUAAAACCAGAUUCCAAAACCUUGGGCAUAUGCUAUCCCUUCCUCCUACACCACCUGCCCCAAGAGAAAAUGAUGGUAUUUUCUGGCAAUGUCUGUGUCUACGGAGAUAUUUCUAUGGUGAUGUUUUUAGUUUGAUGCACUAUGAAUUGUACCAUGUCCAGUUCCAUCAGUACCAGAUGGUGGGUAGAGCUCUGCCAAAUACGGAACAUUCGAAGAUCUACCGAAUAAGACACUGUCCCAUAGAGUACUUGCAAGGGAUAAUGCCGCACAAAACUCGACCUAUGACUGCGCUUUUGCUCUUCACUGGAGUGAAUGUUGUUCUGGUGUCAACAAUUGGCCCUGUCUAUGAUUUUGUUUGCUUCCUUCCGUACUGGGAAAGGAGGAGAGAACGUCGGCGCCUGGAACGUGAAGCUGCCUCUUCCAAAGGUUUAGCAUAAUCAUAAGAGUAUUAAAUUAAAUAAAGGGUAUAUUGUAAUUUUUUAAAAAACAUUGGGCUUUGUUCGCGAUUGUUAUAAGUUCAUGAUGCAUCUGAUGAUGUAGGGAUACUUGUAAAUGUUUUUGUGUUAAAUGUCUUCGGAGUACACAGGAAUGUUUUCGGAGCACACAGGAAUGCAAAUUAUUAUAGCCUUUUAUUAAAGAUGGUUGAUUGUAUCCCAUGAAAUCUGUUAGUUACUGUGUUUGUGAAGGUGAAAACUUUGGGUUCUGAUCCAUAUAUGAUUAUGAAAGCCUUUAUUUUUAUGGUGCUGUGGAGAUUUUUUUUUUUAAAAUGUCUUCUUAAGUAGCUUCACCAUUGAAACCAUAUAUUGUGUAGGGCUCGACUGCUCACGAACUGCAAAGAAGAAUAUUCAGUUCUUGUAGUACUAUCUGUUUUAGUUGCAC
This is a messenger RNA of Striga asiatica, 997 nucleotides long. Lineage: Eukaryota; Viridiplantae; Streptophyta; Magnoliopsida; Lamiales; Orobanchaceae. The record is from the annotation of a GenBank genome assembly.